GGUUUGCAGCUUUGUUUUUGUUUAUUUACUGGUCCAAGUUUGUUGUUUAUCGAUUGCCGGCUCUGCAUCCACACUCACUAGAAGUUAUUCAAAGAAGAGAAACGCAAGAAAUUUGCCCUAAAUAUGGCGGAGAAGCUGAAAAUACUGGUUUGCGGCGACGUGAAUGGCAAGUUUAACAAGUUUUUCUCGCGGGUAGAGAGCAUCAACAAAAAGAACGGGCCGUUCGACUACCUGCUGUGCGUUGGCAAUUUUUUCGGCGAUGGCUCCAACUCGGCCGAGUGGAAUCUCUACAGAAAUGGCACCUUUGAAGUGCCGGUGCCGACCUAUGUGAUCGGUCCGAGCGACUCGAAGAUGCUCAACAACUUUCCAGACUCAAAUGGUUGCGAGCUUUGUCCAAACGUCAACUAUCUGGGCAAGCGGGGCCUAUUCAGCACGUCCGAAGGGUUGAAAAUCGCGUAUGUAAGUGGCAAGGAGGGCGGCAGGUCGGACGGAUGCACUUUUACAGCAGAAGACGUCACGGCCGUCCGAGAUACGUGUCUCCGAAACCAGUCCAACUUCAAGGGCGUCGAUAUUCUGCUCUCCUCUCAGUGGCCGCAGGGGGCUAAAGACGGUAUCGAAGGUUCGGCGCUGCUGAGCUGGCUGGCAGUGCAAAUCAAGCCUCGCUACCACUUCUGCGGGCUGCGUUCAUUCUUCUUUGAGCGGGCGCCGUACCGAAACCACGACACCGGCGACCAAAUCGACCUGAGCACGCGGCUAAUCAGCAUGUCGUCCGUCGGACAAAAGGACAAGUGGCUCUACGCCCUAAGCCUGACGCCUGUCAUUUUCACGCCGCUCCGUGAGCUUUCCCAACGCACCACAGAUGAGACGCCGUGCCCUUAUCCCAAUUCCACGUCCCUGCCAGGGGCGGCAACGAAAAGGGAAGGAUCAAACCAAUUUUUCUACGACAUGGAUGCGCCUGCCGACGGAGGAGCGCGCAAAAAGCAGAAGAGAGGGGAAAGGAGCGAGGGGCAGGCGAAUCAGGGUCCGUGCUGGUUCUGUCUGUCGAGUCCGCAGGUUGAGAAGCACAUGGUUAUCAGCGUUGGCACCGAAGUGUACCUGGCCCUGGCCAAGGGUGGUCUCACGCCUCAUCACGUGCUCAUCACGCCCGUGACGCACCACCAAGCCGCCUCCCAGCUGCCUCCAGAGGUCCUCGACGAGGUUAAAAAGUUCAAGUCUGCUUUAAAGAAAUUCUUCAAGAAAAAGCACAACAAGGCUGUCCUGUUCUUCGAGCGGAACUACCGAACGAUGCACAUGCAGAUUCAGGUCAUUCCCAUCCCUUCCUCGGCCGCCUCGGAAGCCAAACUAGCCUUCAAGGAGUGUGCUGAGGAGAAAGGACUCCAGCUGUCCGAGCUACCAGACCACGCUGACCUGAGCCAGGUGGCACCUGCGGGCACCCCUUACUUCCACGUCGAGUUGCCGAACGGCGAACAGCUGUACAUGACUGCCAAAAAGAAUUUUCCCCUGCAGUUCGGAAGGGAGGCUGUGGUCGGGCCUAGCUUGCUCGACAUGCCUGAGAAGGUGGACUGGAAGGACUGCCAGGUGAGCAAGGACGAGGAGACAGCCAACGCGGUCAACUUCAGGGAGGAAUUCCAACCUUACGAUUUUACUGUGUAAAUCUGUAAAUAUUUCCAGGGAGAUUUAAAAUAAUAAUAGAAUAAACA
Molecule: messenger RNA, 1700 nt
Organism: Cloeon dipterum
Lineage: Eukaryota; Metazoa; Arthropoda; Insecta; Ephemeroptera; Baetidae
Product: CWF19-like protein 1
Exons: 9
Coding region: 124-1653 (509 amino acids)
Biological process (GO): mRNA splicing, via spliceosome
Cellular component (GO): post-mRNA release spliceosomal complex
Molecular function (GO): RNA lariat debranching enzyme activator activity; hydrolase activity
Source: RefSeq, a predicted model, not a curated record